Sinocyclocheilus grahami is the source of this 562-nucleotide messenger RNA. Its product is annotated as embryonic polyadenylate-binding protein B-like. Lineage: Eukaryota; Metazoa; Chordata; Actinopteri; Cypriniformes; Cyprinidae. The transcript has 4 exons. Gene Ontology annotation, molecular function: ubiquitin-ubiquitin ligase activity; RNA binding. The record is from RefSeq and is a predicted model, not a curated record. Gene Ontology annotation, biological process: positive regulation of canonical Wnt signaling pathway; protein polyubiquitination. Bases 57 to 290 code for a protein of 77 amino acids. Gene Ontology annotation, cellular component: cytoplasm; nucleus.
UGCCGAAAACAGAGCCGGCGGUUCAUGUGAGAGGACAGGAGCCCCUUACUGCCUCAAUGCUGGCAGCUGCACCCUUAAAAGAGCAGAAACAACUCCUGGGUGAGCGGCUGUAUCCACUUAUCCAGGCCUUGCAUCCUACUCUUGUGGGAAAGAUCACAGGCAUGCUGCUGGAGAUUGACAACUCUGAACUACUGCACAUGCUCGAGUCUCCAGAGUCCAUGCACUCCAAGGUUGAAGAGGCUGUAGCGGUGCUUCAGGCUCAUCAAGCCAAGGAACUGUCGGCAAAGUGAGGGAGCUUUGUAAGGCGGGCAUGCUCACUGAAGGUCUGUGAGGGUUGUUCCAGAGAACGAGGAAAAGAAAACAGCACUUCAGAGUCAUGCUAUUUAAUGCAUGGUUUGCACACUUCAAAUGUCCUUUUGCUCUCCACAGUGUUAAGUUUGUUCUGGCUUUGUUUAUUAAAAAAAAAAUAAAAAAUUAUAGAAAAAAGUAAAAUGACAAAAAAGGCUAAAAAAUAUUUAAUUUCUGUGUUUAAUAAAUUAUUCUGGCUUAAUGGACAUGCAAA